Durio zibethinus is the source of this 2214-nucleotide messenger RNA. Lineage: Eukaryota; Viridiplantae; Streptophyta; Magnoliopsida; Malvales; Malvaceae. The record is from RefSeq and is a predicted model, not a curated record.
AUGAGAGCGGUUACAAUUUCCUUGUUUGGAUUUCUUCUUGUCAUCGCAGCCACCAUUAUUAGCUUUUGUGAUGGGAAUUCCAAUGUGCUUUGCAUUGAGAGUGAGAGGCAAGCUCUUUCGAAGUUCAAGCAACACCUAAUUGAUCGAUCAAACAGGCUAUCUUCUUGGGUUGAAGGUGAGGAUUGCUGUGAAUGGGUUGGUGUUUUCUGCAAUAAUUUCACUGGCCAUGUCAAAGAGCUGCAUUUGGGGCUUCAUUCAAGUAGUCCUGACAUAGAACAGGAUGAUGAACGGGAUGUUUUUUCAUAUCUUGAUUUGAGUGAUGCAAAUCUUACUAAAGCAACUGAUUGGCUGCAGGCAACACACAAACUUCCUUCUUUGGUGGAGUUGCACUUGUCAGAUUGCUAUUUAAAUAAUAAUGAUCCAUCUUCAAUCAGUGUUAACUACACAUCUCUUGCCGUUCUUGAUCUUUCUUCAAACAUGUUGUCUUCGAUACCUACAUGGAUAUUCAGUCUUCGUAGUAUCGUGUCCAUUGAUCUUAGCUCUAAUGGAGUUGAAGGUGUGAUUCUCAAUGGUUUUCAAAACAUAUCUUCUCUCAAAUUUCUUGAUCUUAGUUGGAAUUCAUUCUCUUCAUCAUCGACACUCAUCUGGUUGUCUAAUUUGAACCGACUUCAAUUCCUUGGUCUUCGUGGUGUCAGCCUGCAAGGAUCCCUUUCUAAUUUUCUUUGCAAUUCCUCAACUAAACUGGAAGCUUUGGAACUUCUUGACAUUGAAUCAAAUCUUCUGUCAGGUGAAAUUCCAGAUUGUUGGGAAAAUCAGCCAAAGUUGGGAGUCUUAAAUUUAGGAAACAACAAUCUAACUGGCAAAAUUCCUAGAUCCUUGGGAUCUUUGCAGAAUAUUAUGUCAUUAAAACUUCGUACCAAUAACCUGUUUGGAGAAGUACCAUCCACAUUGCAACAUUUAACUUAUAUGCUUAUUCUUGAUCUUAGUGAAAAUCAAUUAACGGGAAGUAUUCCAGCAUGGAAUGGAGACAAGCUUUUAAACCUUGUGGUUCUAAACCUUCGUUCAAAUAAAUUCCAAGCCCAUAUUCCUGAUCAAAUUUGUUCUCUUAAUUCUCUUCAUUUCUUGGAUCUUGGUUAUAACAACAUUUCAGGAGCCAUUCCAAAAUGUUUUAGUAACCUAAAACCCUUGGACCGAGACGGUUUGGCCUGGGUCUCACAGGAGAGAUCCCAAAGAACUUGGCAAUCUCACGUGGCUGCAGUCAUUAAAUUUGUCAGGGAAUCUCCUUACAGGAAAGAUACCAGAGAACAUUGGCAAUAUGAAGUUGUGGAAUCUCUUGACUUGUCGAUGAACCGAUUGCAUGGUGAAAUCCCUUCAAGUUUCUCCAAUUUGAAUUUCUUGAAUCACUUGAACUUGUCCUACAACAACUUGACAGGACAAAUUCCAUCAGGCACCCAGCUCCAAAGCUUUGACAGGUUUUCUUACAUUGGCAAUCAUCUUUGCGGACCUCCAAUCACUAAAAAUUGCAGCGGUGGAACACCUGGAAUUACAAAUGGAGAUAGCAGUGAAGGAAGGCACAGGUCUAAGGUGAAUUGGCUUUAUGUGAGCAUAGUGGUUGGAUUUGUGAUGGGGUUUUGGGGAGUAGUGGCUCCCCUGUUUUUCAUCAGGUCUUGGAGGUUUGCUUACUAUAAAAAACUAGAGCAUAUUGGUGAUAAGCUAUACGUGUUUUGGGCUACUAUUGGAAGGAGGAUUGCGACUUCACCAAUCACCAACAAAAGCUUUGAAAUUAGAUAUCUUGAUUUGAGUGAUGCAAAUCUUACUAAAGCAAUUAAUUGGCUGCAGGCAACACACAAACUUCCUUCUUUGGUGGAGUUACACUUGUCAGAAUGCUCUCUAAACAAUAAUCCAUCUCCAAUCAGUGUUAAUUACAAAUAUCUUACUGUUCUUGAUCUUCCCGGCAACACGUUGUCUUCGGUACCUACAUGGACAUUCAGUCUUCGUAGUCUUGAGUCCAUUGAUCUAAAAUCUAAUGGAGUUGAAGAUGUGAUUCCCAAUGGUUUUCAAAACAUGUCUUCUCUCGAAUUUCUUGAUCUCAGUUGGAAUUCAUCCUCUUCAUCAUCGACACUCAGCUGGUUGUCUAAUUUAAACCAACUUCAGUUCCUUGGUCUUCGUCACGUCGGCCUGCAAGGAUUUUUCCAAGUGCCAUUGGAAACUUGA